Messenger RNA from Monopterus albus (swamp eel), 2473 nucleotides. It is a transcript of the gene pold2, whose product is annotated as polymerase (DNA directed), delta 2, regulatory subunit. The transcript has 11 exons. Gene Ontology annotation, cellular component: delta DNA polymerase complex. Gene Ontology annotation, biological process: DNA strand elongation involved in DNA replication; DNA replication. The record is from RefSeq and is a predicted model, not a curated record. Lineage: Eukaryota; Metazoa; Chordata; Actinopteri; Synbranchiformes; Synbranchidae. Gene Ontology annotation, molecular function: DNA binding. Bases 285 to 1700 code for a protein of 471 amino acids.
CACCAUGCCCACUUACCUCUAAAAGUUAAUUUCGGUCAUUUUCUUUAAAUUCUAUAUGGUACAUUAGGUUUAUGUAUUGGUAACCGUUAUUCACAUGUUGUAUUCUGUUCUCGCGAGAUAUGUCGGCAUUGAAGAAAAAAAAAACAUGAGCCUGUGAUUACGCGGGAAUUGUUUCUUAUACUCACUAGCAAGAUUACAAUCAGUGAUAUAUGAAAAUAUAACAUAGCGCCUGAUUUACGACUGACCAUACCUCAAGUCUCACUUUCCUGGUACCAAGGACAGUCAUGUUCUCUGACCUGAACGCCCAGAAGGAUGGCUCAUCUCUGCUCUGCUGCCCUACCUCUGAUGAUCAGGGGCCGAUAUUUGAGAGGGCAUCGCUGUCCUAUAUCCCCUUAUUCGAGCGCUACAGAGUUGGUGAGCGGAGCUUCAGUCGCCAGUAUGCCCAUAUAUAUGCAGCACGACUCAUGCAGAUGAGGCCGUUGCUCGCAGAGAGAGCCCAGCAGAAAUGGGGACCAGAGGUGCUUAUCAGGAAGUUGUGUGAGCUUCAGACUGGGGAGCAGUGUUGCAUUGUGGGGACCUUGUUCAAACGUAUGGACUUGCAGCCAUCUAUUCUUAAAGAGAUCAGUGAAGAGCACAACCUGCUGCCCCAGCCUGCACGAGCCAAAUACAUUAGUGAAGCAGAUGAGCUGAUUCUGGAGGAUGAGCUCCAGAGGAUCAAACUACAGGGCAAAAUUGACAGAGACAAGUGUGUCACAGGUAGUGUUAUUGCAAUAUAUGGAGCUGAGAGGAAUGAUGGGAAAUUCACGGUUGAGGACCUUUGCACAGCUGAUCUCCCUUUGCAGACUGCAAGACCUACACUCAGCUCUGACAGGUUUGUGCUCCUGGCCUCAGGACUUGGUCUUGGCAGCAGUCAUGCCGACAGCAUGCUGAGCCUACAAUUGCUGGUUGACAUGGUAACUGGGCAGCUUGGUGACCAAGGGGAGCAGAGCAGGUCAGCAACAAUUUCCAGGGUCCUACUGGCUGGAAACCUCCUGAGCCAGUGCACCCAGGACAAAGACGCAUCAACGAAGGCAAAGUACCUGACAAAGAAGACUCAGGCUGGCAGUGUUGAUGCCAUUCGUUUGCUGGAUGAGCUGCUGCUUCAGCUUGUGUCCUCUGUUCCUGUGGAUGUGAUGCCAGGCCAAUAUGACCCCACUAACUACACCCUCCCACAGCAGCCGCUCCACAGCUGUAUGUUCCCCUUGUCCUCGGUGUACCCUACCCUUCAGCUGGCUUCCAAUCCAUACCAGGCAAACAUUGAUGGAGUGAGGUUCCUGGGCACAUCAGGCCAAAAUGUCUGUGACAUUCAGAGGUACAGCAGCAUGGACAGUCACCUACAAAUACUGGAGGAAACGCUACGACUUCGACAUCUGGCCCCUACAACACCUGAUACUCUAGGUUGUUACCCAUUUUACCAAAAAGACCCAUUUAUCUUGGAAGAGUGUCCCCAUGUUUACUUCAGUGGCAACGCCCCCACCUUUGAGUCCAAGCUCUUUAAAGGAGCCGAUGGCCAAGAAGUCCUCUUAGUUACUGUCCCAGAGUUCAGCAGCACCCAAACAGUAUGCCUGCUCAAUUUACGUACUCUGGAGUGUGAGCCAAUUAGCUUCGCUGCAUUCUCUGCCAAUGACGAUGAGGAAAGUGAGAUGAACAUCAGCCACUGAGGGUGCAUACCCACCACAUACAGAACAACGUGCGGAGACUAUAGACUAUUUGUGUAUAUAAAUCUCUUGACUACAGACCAGUCAUGUCAACAUUGGGCCACAGUUCUUCAGUCACUAUCGUAAGGGUCAAUGAAUUGCUGUUAAAAUUACCUCAUAAAGCAGCUUCUCUUGUUUGCUUUGAGGUGUGUUUUUUAAUAGACAAGCAUCACUGAUAUCCUAGUAUUCUCUUAAAACAGAAAUCGGGCUAAAAAGAAGAGAGGCACACACUGUGUAUUAAUAUGACUUUAUUGAAAAAUAACUCUUUCACCCCAGCUUUCCUGAGGAAACGUGACAGAAGACUUGUUCCCUCUUCUGGCUCUCUGUUACUAGCUGUGAACAAAUGCCUUUUAACAGUGACUGUUUAUACUGUAAAAGCGAUUUCUGCCAUGGACAUAGACUGUAAGUCAACAGUUUUUAUGUGCAUUCACAAUAAACACCUUUUCAUGAAGGAAAAAAGCAUUCAUAAGAAAGACAGUAACGAGCCAGAUAAAUGCAGUGUGAACUGUCAAACUGAAAUUGUACCUAUAAUGAAUGGGUCAAUUUCUGUGAAGAGGCUUUUGUCAACUUUAAGGAACAGAUACACUGUCUUAAUAGAAUUAAUAGUUAUCCUGUACAUUCCCUUUGCUUAUAUGUUGUACAAAGACAGGAACCUUCUUUUGAUUCUUUAUCGACCUGCUCAAAAGUACAACACGACAACGAGAACUACAGUUAGGAAAGGGUGAGUGUUUACAGAA